Eremomyces bilateralis CBS 781.70 is the source of this 375-nucleotide messenger RNA. RefSeq names its product peptidyl-tRNA hydrolase domain-containing protein. Gene Ontology annotation, molecular function: translation release factor activity. The record is from RefSeq and is a predicted model, not a curated record. Lineage: Eukaryota; Fungi; Ascomycota; Dothideomycetes; Eremomycetales; Eremomycetaceae. Gene Ontology annotation, biological process: translational termination. The annotation marks the transcript as partial. Gene Ontology annotation, cellular component: mitochondrion. The transcript is spliced from 2 exons.
AAACCCCUUCCGCCGAAGCCUACUGUGGAUGACAAUGACCUUAUCGAAAACUUUCUGAGGGGCUCCGGGCCGGGUGGGCAGAAGAUUAACAAAACCACCUCCGCCGUCCAACUUAUCCACAUCCCCACCGGACUCGUCGUCAAAUCCCAGGACACCCGCUCACGGUCGCAGAACCGCGUUAUUGCGCGCAAACGACUGGCGGAGGCGCUGGACGAGAGGGAGCAUGGAGAGGCGAGUCGGAGCGCGAUCAAGCGCGAUAGGCAGAGCAAGAAGAAAAGCAGCAGGGCGAAGAAGAGCAGAAGAAAGUAUCGGAAGUUGGAGGAGGAGAAGAGCAGGCAGGAGGGGGGCGCUGCGGUUGGAGAAGAGGAUGGCGAU